CUGUGUGAUUGCCGCUGAAGGCUCAGAGUCCGCUGAACUGAGGCCAUUUAACUCAGUGAUUGGGAGGCAGACUGAGGAGAACCGUGCUGUGGAUAAAUGCGUCACAGAGCAGAGUUUUAAAAUAAAGUCUCAGUGGCAGUUUUGUGUGAAACGGUUUCAUGCUGAAGCGUCAUGGCUCAGUCUGAUUACAUAGAGGAGAACCUUAGCGCUUCGAGCAGUAGCAUCCUCACUAAUCUACACUCCCACUUUGGAAAUAUCAACGAAUUGACCACGUAUGCGAGAGAGCAGCUUUCAGCAGAGUUUCCCACCCUGGAGAACGAUGGUGCACAGGACAGUGGAGCUCUUGAUGAGAGCGAUGACUCCCUGAACCAGCAUGAAGACGACAGCUCUGCCAUAGACAUAUCGACUGCCAUCAGGUCGGUGGCUUUACAGGGCACGUGGAAUUUGGCAAAAAUGCUCUCAGUGCCCGAGUUACUCUCUGUUCCCAGAUUUGAUGAGGAAGAUCAGGAUACAAAUGCAGACGGGGAGGGAGAGCCAGUAGAGGAGGCAGAGUGGAGCAUAUCAUUCCAGUCAAAGUACAUCCACGUUUUCCCUCUGUAUCAGGACUACUGUCUGCAGGUGAAGAAUGAUCUGCACAGACUCAACAAGAGUUCUCUGUCUGAACUGAUAACGCUGCAGGGUCUGCAGUUCCGUCUUGGCCCUCGUUCCCAUUCUGAGACCUCAUCACCACAGUUGCACCCUGCUGAAGCGACGCCAUCCUCACCUUCAACUCAACCCAUCAAGGUGACUCCAUGCACCCUUUGGCAAGAUCUAGAUGAGGUGAAGGCAUCUGGCCUGCUCAGCAGUUUGACCGCCAGAGAGAUUCACCUUCAGGAGUCCAUGUUUGAGUUGAUCGGUUCUGAAGCGUCCUACCUGAGGAGCCUUGGAGUGGCUGUCAAUCAUUUCCAUGCAUCAAAGGCCCUGAAGCAGACCCUGUCUCCGAUGGAGCAUCACUUUUUGUUUUCCAACAUUCGUCCCAUCAUGGCAGCCAGUGAGAAGUUCCUCAUGGAUCUGGAGAUGCGACUGGGAGAGAGUGUGUUCAUCUCUCAGGUUGGAGACAUUGUGCUCCAGCAUAGUUCACAGUUUCACGAUCUCUAUGUGCCAUAUGUGACAAACAUGAUGUAUCAGGAGAACUUGGUCAACCAGCUGCUUCAGCAGAACAGAGACUUUGUGUUUUCACUCAAGAAGCUCGAGAGUGACCCUGUUUGUCAAAGACAGGAUCUCAAGUCGUUCCUCGUCCUUCCCUUCCAGAGGAUUACUCGUGUUAGACUUCUGCUGGAGAACAUCCUGAAACUGACUGAACCAGACACGGACUCAAUUUCAAAUCUUGAAAAAGCAAUCAAAGCCAUUCAUGAGAUUGUGACCAACUGUAACAAGGGAGUACAAAAAAUGAAACACAUUGAGGAGCUGGUCUGCCUGGAGGCGCUGCUGGAUUUUGACAAAGUUAAGUCAGUUCCUCUGGUGGUGAGUGGGCGGUUCCUGGUGCACCAGGGUCCCAUGAGACAGCUGACUGUGGAGGGGACUUAUAACUCCAGAACAUCAUUCAUCAGCGUCUACCUCCACCUCUUCAAUGAUCUCCUGAUCAUCUCCUCCAAAAGGGAUCAGCGGUUCAUAGUUCGAGAUCACACUGAGUUCCCUGCACAUGUGCGUGUUGAACAGCUGAAGCCCGAAGUCCUGAAUUUACCUUCAGACUCCUUCCUGCUACAUCUCUCUCAAAGUCAAGUAGGACACCCCACUGCCAUGAUAUUUGUCACGAACACAAGGUCAGAUAAAGAGGCGUGGAUGAGGUUGCUGUCAGGUGAACAGUGAUGGCAUCAUGACAAUUUAGAAUUUGAGGCAUCAAACUUUGGUUGUUUUAAAUUCACGUUAAUAUUUUCGAUAAUUUACACAUUUUCACCCUUGAGAUUUAUCUGAACUUGACUGCACUUCAAAAUGUUCAGCACAGUCACAUGACAUCAUAAGACAAAACACAAGAGAAUUCAAACAAGCAAAUUCACAGUAGCAGACACACGGUGUGAGGGGAUCUUUUUUUAACUUUUAUUUAAUAUUGGCCUCUUAGGCAAUGUUCAGUUUUCUUAUUAUUUUGACCUUAUUAAAUCAGCCUAAUGCACAAAUGUCUAAACCAAAUGAAGAUGGUCAAAAAGAUAACAAAACACAAACAACACACAACAAAACUGAUUCUCAAUGUGAAAUAUUAUUUCAAUUUUAGCACAAACCUAAAUGAACAUUCUUACUGAGAACAUGUGGCCCCAGGUGAUUAAAAGAACCAUUUUGCAGAAAUACAAUUCAGAGCUCUUAUGAUAUUAAUGCUUGACUGAUGUUAUAUACUGUUUUGAAAUAAAACCUGGUAAAAGAUAA
Molecule: messenger RNA, 2397 nt
Organism: Paralichthys olivaceus (Japanese flounder)
Lineage: Eukaryota; Metazoa; Chordata; Actinopteri; Pleuronectiformes; Paralichthyidae
Product: rho guanine nucleotide exchange factor 19
Biological process (GO): intracellular signal transduction; activation of GTPase activity
Cellular component (GO): nucleus; cytoplasm
Molecular function (GO): guanyl-nucleotide exchange factor activity
Source: RefSeq, a predicted model, not a curated record